AUGCGGGCCUUCCAAUUAAUACCGGCGGUCGUCUCGUCGCUGGUACUACUAUCGCAACAUGCUGCUGCGAGUCCUUUGGAUAUGGAAGGAGGCGAUCUCGAUAGGCGAGGAUGCUCUAAUCCAUGCGGCUUUUACAGUCAGCUCUGCUGCACAUCGAGUCAGACCUGCGUCACCAGCGGUGGUCAAGCAGUCUGCUCUGACUCGGGCAGCGGUAGCGACGGCAAUUACGACUACCACACCACCACCUGGACGGAGACUGAUACCAAAACUUAUACCUCGACAUGGAGCAGUCAGCGUGCAGGUCAAACUGCGGUUGGUGGAGGUGGCUCAGGCUCGAGUUCUGGAAGCUGCGAUUCCUCCAUCGGCGAAGAACAAUGCGGAAGUACCUGCUGCGGUGCUGCAUAUGUUUGCAGUAAUGGUCAAUGCAUCAUCGGAAGCUCCUCCAUCUGGGCCACUGCCACGGCCACGCCUCCGGUGCGAGGCACUAGCAGCGGCUUGUCGACUGUAACUGAGACCGGAAAUCCGACAACCACGCAGGCUUUUGAUACGCCUGUGAACACAGAUGGUUCGCCCGCGAUUGGUGUGAAAGCUCCGGAUGAUGAUGGGCUUAGCGGUGGUGCCAUCGCCGGUAUUGUCAUCGGUACCAUCGCAGGUGUUGCCCUCCUCCUGCUGGUGUGCGCUUGCUUGUGUUGCCGCGGAGCUUUGGCCGGUUUGGCAGCAUGCUUGGGUAUUGGACGGAAGCGAAACAAUGACGAGCAUUACUCGCAAGGCGGGAAGCCUGAGGGACGUACUUGGUUUGGGGCUAAACCACCUGCUCAGAGCGAGGCCGGCGGUGAAAAGAAAUCCAGAUGGGGCGGUCUGGCGACCAUCGGAAUCGUGCUCGGUGCGCUUGCGUUGUGUCUGGGAUUGAAGAGACACAGGGACAGGGAGCAUGACGAGAAGAGCAGUUACUCUUACCCAAGCUCAUACUACUAUUAUUCCGACUAUUACACCAAUUCGAGUAUGUCCUGCACUUCCCACCUUCCCCUGACAUCUGGUACUAACUGGUUUAUAGGCAGCGCAAGCUCGGAUAGGCGGACGAGAGAUACGAGACGAACAAGAGACACACGAGGCACGAGAGACACGAGAGGCACGAGAGACACGCGGCGGACUAGAAGAUCUCGCGCGCGUUCGGGUCGGUCAUGA
This is a messenger RNA of Aspergillus chevalieri, 1185 nucleotides long. RefSeq lists its product as uncharacterized. The coding region runs from base 1 to 1185 and encodes 394 amino acids. The transcript has a single exon. The record is from RefSeq and is a predicted model, not a curated record. NCBI's taxonomy places the organism in Eukaryota, Fungi, Ascomycota, Eurotiomycetes, Eurotiales, Aspergillaceae.